Molecule: messenger RNA, 1909 nt
Organism: Brienomyrus brachyistius
Lineage: Eukaryota; Metazoa; Chordata; Actinopteri; Osteoglossiformes; Mormyridae
Gene: ephx1
Product: epoxide hydrolase 1, microsomal (xenobiotic)
Exons: 9
Coding region: 145-1512 (455 amino acids)
Biological process (GO): epoxide metabolic process
Molecular function (GO): epoxide hydrolase activity
Source: RefSeq, a predicted model, not a curated record
UUCUCAAGCGAAAACUCUAUUUCCCAUGUGACUCCAAUAUCCGGUCUCGUGUCCCACAUUAUAAAAUAUAGGUGAGCAGCAUCGCCGCUAUUCGGCAGCCUGAGAAACGGCAACGCACAGGUUAGGCGAGUAGGUAUUGGCACCAUGAUCGUAGAGGUGCUGGUGGCACUGGUUUUGGGCGUGGUGGUGUACGCUCUGCUGCCGAGGACCAAGAAGGAGGUCCUGCAGACGGAGGACGGCUGGUGGGGCGCAGGAGAUCCCCCAGAAACUGCUGAGGAUGAUGCUAUCCGCCCAUUUAGGGUGGAGACCUCUGAUGAGGAGCUUGAGGAUCUGCGCAGGAGAAUAGACCAAACCCGCUCUUUCUCGUCCCUGGAGGACAGUCAGUUCAACUAUGGGUUUAACUCCCACUGUUUGCAGAAGGUUGUGUCCUACUGGAGGAAUGAAUUUGACUGGAAGAAGCAGGUAGAGAAGCUGAACAAGUACCCACAUUUCAAAACAAAAAUCGAAGGGAUUGACGUUCACUUCCUCCACGUGCGGCCCCGUGAUCUCCCUGAGGGGACGGCCGUGGUACCCCUGCUAAUGGUUCAUGGCUGGCCAGGCUCCUUCUACGAGUUCUAUGGGAUGCUGCCCCUCCUUACAGAACCUGCCAAUCCCGGGGACAUCGUGUUCGAGGUCGUCUGCCCCUCCUUACCCGGCUAUGGCUACUCUGAAGCCCCUCAUAAGAAAGGAUUUGAUUCGGUGUGUGCAGCCAGAGUUUUCCACAAGUUGAUGAAGAGGCUGGGCUUCAGUCAAUUCUAUGCUCAUGGGGGUGAUUGGGGCUGGCUGGUCACAACUAACAUGGCCCAGCUUGAGCCUAAUACGAUCAAGGCCCUCCAUCUGAACAUGGCUCCGCCCUCCAAGCCCAACCUGCCAGUGGUGUUGUCUGUGAUGCUGGGCCGCUGGUUUCCCUGGCUCUUUGGCUUCACAGAGCACGAUGUGAAGCGCAUCUUCCCCUAUAUGAAGAAGGUGUUUGGGGAGUCCCUGAGGGAAAGUGGUUACAUGCACAUCCAGGCCACCAAGCCAGACACAGCAGGACGAGGGUUAAAUGAUUCUCCCGUGGGCCUCGCUGCUUACAUCCUGGAGAAGUUCUCUACCUGGACAGACCCAGAGUUCAAAAACCUGGAGGAUGGAGGGCUGGAGAGGAAGUUUUCACUAGAGGACCUUCUGACCAAUGUGAUGAUCUACUGGACGACCGGUUCCAUCAUUUCUUCAAUGCGCUUCUACAAGGAGAACUUGGGCAAUGGCCUGAAUAAGCCACAUUCAAAGAUCCCUGUCUGCGUGCCCACGGCUCUGGCCUCCUUCCCCAACGAGCUGCUUCACACCCCUAAACUGUGGGUGAAGCAGAAGUACCACAAUCUGUGCUCCUUCACCCCCAUGGCUCGGGGGGGCCACUUUGCCGCCAUGGAGGAGCCCGAGAUGAUGGCAGCAGACCUCCGGAAGUUCAUCAUGCAGCUGGAAAGGGGGCCGAAGUGAGAUGGGGCAGGCAGGUCUAACCCUGAGGGCUUAGCUGCUCGCUGCAGGACCUGCACAAUAUGCUCUAAAAUGUCUAUCUGUGUGCAUGGCGCAGUCGUCAAACUGCAGUACAGUUUAUAUUAAGUAGGUAUGCUGCUUAGAAAUAUUACACAUUCUCUACAAAGGUUAUUUUCAGAUUUUUUCCAGUAUUUCAUAGAAAGUUUAAAAUGUUAUUAGUAUUUAGACUUUUUUCUGGAUCUUUUUGCAAUAAAAAGUAGUCCACUUAAUUGCAGCUGUUGUGGUUUUUCCAUUACCCUUUUAUACAUGUUAUUCAUGUUAGUCCUGACACCUUAUGUAAUCUAACCAUAUUUUUGGGAAAUCGGGUAAAUAAAAUUAUUACUGCCAUUAGUCUUGUAAA